Messenger RNA from Trichoplax adhaerens, 1245 nucleotides. RefSeq lists its product as uncharacterized. Gene Ontology annotation, biological process: amino acid metabolic process; biosynthetic process. The coding region runs from base 1 to 1245 and encodes 414 amino acids. The transcript has 12 exons. The record is from RefSeq and is a predicted model, not a curated record. Lineage: Eukaryota; Metazoa; Placozoa; Uniplacotomia; Trichoplacea; Trichoplacidae. Gene Ontology annotation, molecular function: pyridoxal phosphate binding; transaminase activity.
AUGCCGACUUUAAAGAAAACCCAUUGGCAAGUUCCUGCUUCUGAUUUCGCUCGCAAAACCUACAACCCGUUGGUUACUGCAUUUAUGAAGCAUAUAGAUGCAGUUGCUGAAUGUGAUAAACCUAUGAUUAGCGUCUCAGUAGGUGAUCCUACGCUAUUUGGUAAUUUAUUACCGCCAUCAUGCGUCGAGGAGAGCAUAAGCAAGACUCUUAAAGAUAAAAAUGCUUUCACAAAUCCCCCACCUGGAGGAUUUCAAUUUGCUAGAGAAGCUAUUGCUAAGUAUGCAUCUAUACCUGGGGAAUUGGAAGUUUCGUCGAAGAAUGUGUACAUAACUUCUGGGUGUUCAAGUGCUAUUGAAAUAGCUUUGCGUGUUUUAAGCGAUGCCAAUGAUAACAUAUUAAUCCCGUGCCCUGGUUUCACGCUUUAUGGUGUACUUUCCAGACAUCGUGAUGUAGAAAUUAGAGAAUAUAGACUACUGCCAGAACAAUCAUGGAAUGUCGAUUUAGACCAUCUAGAGUCGUUAAUUGAUGAUCGAACAAAGCUUAUUGUUGUUGUCAAUCCGUCUAACCCAUGCGGCUCUGUCUACUCUAAGGAUCAUCUUGAAGAUAUUAUUAAAGUGGCGGAGAAACAUCGGAUACCUAUACUUGCUGACGAAAUCUAUGAAUACAUUUCAUUUCCAGAAAAUCAGUUUUAUCCUCUUGGUGCAGUUUCCAAAAGCGUUCCUAUUCUAACAUGCACAGGUUUAGCGAAAAGAUUUAACGUGCCAGGAUGGAGAUGUGGUUGGCUAGUUGUUCAUGACAGGAAUGGCAUCCUUGCUAAAGAAGUCAUUCCUGGUAUUGAGUCACUACUAGAAGAUUUUUAUUCUUGUUGUUCAAUAAUUCAAAUUCUUUUACCGUCGUUACUUGUCCGAGUAACUGGCGAUUAUUUUAAGAAAACAAUAUCUCUUGUUAAGAAAAAUGCUAAUCUAUUAUAUGACGAAUUAAUUAAAAUUGAUGGUAUAAAACCCAUAAUGCCUGGUGGAUCCAUGUAUAUGAUGGUUGGUAUUGAUGUUGAAAAAUUUAAUGAUAUCGAUGAUGAUGAAACCUGGUCAUUGUUACUCAUCAAAGAACAAGCUAUGACAGUGAUGCCUUGCUCACCAUUAGGUUGUCCAAACUUUGUUAGAAUUUCACUGACGCCGCCUUAUGAAACGAUGCUGAAUAUAUGUCAAAGAUUGACGGAAUUUUGCGUUAGCCAUAAAAGAGCUUAA